Aspergillus novofumigatus IBT 16806 is the source of this 1529-nucleotide messenger RNA. It is a transcript of the gene egl2, whose product is annotated as putative endoglucanase. The record is from RefSeq and is a predicted model, not a curated record. Gene Ontology annotation, biological process: glucan catabolic process. NCBI's taxonomy places the organism in Eukaryota, Fungi, Ascomycota, Eurotiomycetes, Eurotiales, Aspergillaceae. Gene Ontology annotation, molecular function: cellulose binding; hydrolase activity, hydrolyzing O-glycosyl compounds. Gene Ontology annotation, cellular component: extracellular region. The transcript has 5 exons. Bases 307 to 1503 code for a protein of 398 amino acids.
UGCAGAACAGGCCGUCACCGAUUUGGGCGUCGCCGCCUGCAGGGUAGACGCCAUGCAAUCUAUCCCCGGAGAUUACACCCUCAAGUACCGUGACGAAUCGGUCAGGCAGGCCUGGCUGGCUCCGUUCCGGUUUGGGAUGGUAUUGUCUUGCAGACAUGCAGGCAUGCAGAAAGUGUCGGGGUGCGGUCCGAAAGGCCGUCGUGAUGUCUUGUUGUUUGGCAGCGAUGAGUAUAUAUACCUUCAUUGUCAAACUGUACUUGUCUUCAGUGUAUAGCUGGUAAGUAUACGCUGGAUAACAAGUGCAAGAUGAAGGCUUCGACUAUUAUCUGCGCGCUUCUCCCACUUGCAUUGGCGGCGCCGAAUGCGAAGCGGGCUUCUGGGUUUGUUUGGCUCGGAAGUAACGAGUCUGGCGCCGAGUUUGGAGAGACAAAGCUCCCGGGCGUGCUGGGGACGGAUUAUAUCUGGCCCAGUGCGUCGACGAUCAAGACUCUGCAUGAUGCUGGGAUGAACCUCUUCCGUGUUGCCUUCCGCAUGGAGAGGCUGAUUCCGACCAAGAUGACGGGGACUCCGGAUGCGACGUACAUGAAUGAUCUCAAGGCGACUGUCAAUGCGAUUACGAGUCUGGGGGCGUAUGCGGUGAUUGAUCCGCAUAACUAUGGGAGAUACUACGGCAAUAUCAUCUCGUCGACUGAUGACUUUGCUGCGUUCUGGAAGACUGUUGCUGCCCAGUUUGCGUCCAAUGACCAUGUUAUUUUUGACACCAACAACGAGUACCAUGAAAUGGACCAGACCCUCGUUCUCAACCUCAACCAGGCCGCCAUCAAUGCCAUCCGUGCUGCCGGCGCCACCUCGCAGUACAUUUUCGUCGAGGGCAACUCGUGGUCCGGCGCGUGGACCUGGACCACCGUCAAUGACAACCUCAAGGCCCUCACCGAUCCCCAGGACAAGAUCGUCUACGAGAUGCACCAGUAUCUCGACUCCGACGGGUCUGGCACCUCGGCCACCUGCGUGAGCUCCACCAUCGGCCAGGAACGCGUGCAGUCCGCCACGCAGUGGCUGAAGACCAAUGGUAAGAAAGGUAUCAUAGGCGAGUUCGCUGGAGGCCCCAACAGCGUGUGCCAGUCCGCUGUCACAGGCAUGCUUGACUACUUGUCUGCCAACUCGGAUGUGUGGAUGGGCGCUGCAUGGUGGGCCGCUGGUCCCUGGUGGGCUGAUUACAUGUUCAGCAUGGAGCCGCCGUCUGGCACUGGCUAUCAGAACUAUCUCUCGCUGUUGAAGCCGUAUUUCGUCGGUGGUUCGGGUGGUAACCCCCCACCUACCACCACGACGACGACCACUACCACCAAGCCGACUACGACCACUACCACGGCUGGUAACCCUGGCGGCACCGGAGUCGCACAGCACUGGGGGCAGUGCGGAGGAAAUGGAUGGAAGGGUCCAACAGCCUGCGCCAGCCCAUAUACCUGCCAGAAGGUGAACGAUUGGUACUCUCAAUGCCUGUAAAGUUCCAUAGCACAUAGCCAUCUGCC